CAAAACCCUUAUUGAAGUGAUUCCAAAUUUUAGUGGAUCUCUCGUUAUUGCAGAGGAGCUACAUGUAUGUUCAGAUUGGCGCCAACCUUGAAAAGUAGGCACAUUUCAAAAUUUCUGCCACCACGUAGACGACCUAUCCAAUUAUUUUCUGCAGCCAGAAGUUCUCCACAGUUCUCAUCAUAUGGCCUUGGAAACCAGAAUGAAGAGAUUGAUUUCAAUUUUUUAUUUGACUCCAGUACCAAAACCCCCUUUGCAAAGUGCCUUCAUGCCCUUCUUGUGGUGUCAGGGAAAGUUCAAAGCAUUUUUAUCUCAACCCGACUUGUCAAUCUUUACUCUAACCUUGGUGAUGUAUCCUUGUCUCGCUGCACCUUUGAUCAGAUCCCACAAAAGGAUGUCUAUAGCUGGAACUCGAUGAUAUCUGCCUAUGUUCAUAAUGGCCAUUUCCAUGAAGCCAUAGGCUGUUUCUAUCAGCUGUUAUUGGUGUCCGAAAUUCGACCUGAUUUCUACACUUUUCCUCCAGUGUUGAAAGCUUGCGGAACUCUAGUUGAUGGGAGGAAGAUUCACUGCUGGGCUUUCAAACUGGGUUUCCAAUGGAAUGUAUUUGUGGCUGCUUCCUUGAUCCAUAUGUAUUCUCGGUUUGGUUUUACAGGUAUUGCCCGUAGCUUGUUUGAUGAUAUGCCGUUUCGAGAUAUGGGUUCUUGGAAUGCCAUGAUUUCUGGGCUCAUUCAAAAUGGAAAUGCUGCACAGGCAUUGGAUAUCUUAGAUGAAAUGAGAUUGGAGGGAAUAAAGAUGAAUUUUGUUACAGUUGUCAGCAUUCUUCCUGUCUGUCCACAAUUGGGGGACAUUUCAACUGCAAUGCUAAUCCAUUUGUAUGUCAUAAAACAUGGGUUAGAGUUUGACCUAUUUGUGUCCAAUGCCUUGAUUAAUAUGUAUGCUAAAUUUGGUAACUUGGAGGAUGCACGGAAAGCUUUUCAACAAAUGUUUAUAACAGAUGUGGUGUCGUGGAACUCAAUAAUUGCUGCCUAUGAGCAGAAUGAUGAUCCAGUCACUGCACAUGGGUUCUUUGUCAAAAUGCAACUUAAUGGAUUUCAGCCUGAUUUAUUAACACUAGUGAGUUUAGCUUCUAUUGUUGCUCAGUCUAGGGAUUGUAAAAAUAGCAGAUCUGUUCAUGGAUUCAUCAUGAGAAGGGGUUGGCUUAUGGAAGAUGUUGUCAUUGGAAAUGCAGUUGUGGACAUGUAUGCAAAAUUGGGUCUUCUAGAUUCUGCACAUAAAGUUUUUGAGAUAAUCCCAGUUAAAGAUGUGAUUUCAUGGAACACUUUGAUAACAGGUUAUGCUCAAAAUGGUCUUGCAAGUGAGGCAAUUGAAGUAUAUAAAAUGAUGGAAGAGUGCAAGGAGAUCAUACCUAAUCAAGGGACUUGGGUUAGCAUUCUGCCAGCUUAUGCGCAUGUUGGAGCCUUGCAACAAGGAAUGAGAAUUCAUGGGCGGGUGAUUAAGACCAAUCUCCACUUGGAUGUUUUUGUGGGUACCUGCCUCAUUGAUGUGUAUGGAAAAUGUGGAAGAUUGGUUGAUGCAAUGUCCUUGUUCUAUCAAGUGCCCCGAGAGAGUUCUGUCACUUGGAAUGCCAUAAUAUCCUGUCAUGGAAUUCAUGGACAUGCUGAGAAAACUCUAAACCUAUUUGGAGAAAUGCUAGAUGAGGGGGUUAAGCCUGAUCAUGUUACAUUUGUCUCGUUAUUGUCAGCUUGUAGCCAUUCGGGUUUUGUUGAGGAGGGUAAAUGGUGCUUUCGUCUGAUGCAGGAGUAUGGAAUUAAGCCUAGUUUGAAGCACUAUGGGUGCAUGGUAGACUUGCUUGGUCGAGCUGGUUAUCUAGAAAUGGCAUAUGAUUUUAUAAAGGACAUGCCUUUACAGCCUGAUGCUUCCAUCUGGGGUGCCCUUCUUGGCGCUUGUAGAAUACAUGGAAAUAUUGAGUUGGGUAAAUUUGCUUCAGAUCGCUUAUUUGAAGUUGAUUCAAAAAAUGUUGGAUAUUAUGUUCUGUUGUCAAAUAUUUAUGCUAAUGUUGGGAAAUGGGAGGGAGUUGAUAAAGUGAGAUCACUGGCUAGAGAGAGGGGAUUGAAGAAAACUCCCGGUUGGAGCACAAUUGAAGUGAACCGCAAGGUUGAUGUCUUUUAUACUGGGAACCAAUCCCAUCCGAAAUGCAAGGAGAUAUAUGAGGAGUUGCGAGUUUUGACUGCCAAAAUGAAGAGCCUUGGUUAUAUUCCAGACUAUAGCUUUGUGUUGCAGGAUGUCGAGGAAGACGAAAAAGAGCAUAUCCUCACUAGUCAUAGCGAGAGAUUAGCUAUUGCAUUUGGAAUCAUUAGCACCCCUCCUAAAAGUCCUAUCCGGAUCUUCAAGAACUUGAGGGUUUGUGGGGAUUGCCACAAUGCAACUAAAUUCAUCUCAAGGAUUACCCAGAGGGAGAUUGUGGUGAGGGAUUCUAAUCGCUUCCAUCACUUCAAGGAUGGAAUAUGUUCUUGUGGAGACUACUGGUGACAUGGAUCUUUAUAAACGAUUGAGAAGACUCCUAGUUCAGAUUGUUGUUGUCAUCACUUGUCAGCCAGCUUGUGGGGGUUUUGAAUAUCAGAAGCCUAGAGAAUUGAAUUCUAAUUCGUUUUCCUCUAUCCACAACACUGCAUUUGCAUGUGAGCAUAAGAACAUAUGCAUUUCUUCGAAUUCGGUUUUCCUUAUCUGAGUCAUCCUUGGCAGCUUCGCCUGAUGUUUAAGAAAGAAGAAUACUGCUCUAAUGUAAUAAUGAAAUUUUUGUGGAAUACAAGCUCUAGUCUAAUAAGGUCUUCUCAUCUAUCUUUGUGUUAUAUUCUUGGUUGGGUGAUGGUAGAGAAUGAGGCUUUGAAUUACAUGAGCUGGUCUCCCUGGAUAUGUCCUCUCAACUGCUUUCCACAAGCUGAGAUAUUGCUUCUUAUCCCUAAUCAUGGGUGUGUAGGUACAGGGAUUCAAGAAAUAGAGAUUAUAUAGCAUUGGUCAAGUAGUCAAUGCAUCUUGAUUAUGUAAGGACAUGACAUAGAUAUUGCCUAUGUGGAGCUAAAGUCGGAAAAGGAAAUUAAAAAUAAAUUUAGAGCAGUUUUCUGAA
Molecule: messenger RNA, 3121 nt
Organism: Vitis riparia (riverbank grape)
Lineage: Eukaryota; Viridiplantae; Streptophyta; Magnoliopsida; Vitales; Vitaceae
Product: pentatricopeptide repeat-containing protein At4g33990
Exons: 2
Coding region: 67-2526 (819 amino acids)
Biological process (GO): RNA modification
Molecular function (GO): RNA binding; zinc ion binding; protein binding
Source: RefSeq, a predicted model, not a curated record